This is a messenger RNA of Aphanomyces astaci, 1603 nucleotides long. RefSeq lists its product as hypothetical. The record is from RefSeq and is a predicted model, not a curated record. NCBI's taxonomy places the organism in Eukaryota, Oomycota, Saprolegniomycetes, Saprolegniales, Verrucalvaceae. The transcript is spliced from 14 exons. Gene Ontology annotation, molecular function: 5'-nucleotidase activity. The coding region runs from base 1 to 1533 and encodes 510 amino acids.
AUGUGGUCGAUGAUGGUGCGACGACAACCUGGCGGCCACCGCCUUGCUUCCCAACGAUGUGUAGCGACGCAUGCUAGCCCAGCCAUCAAGGAACUAGUGGACGACUACGAGAAACGCCGAGCAGCAUUUGAACCGACCAAGACCCUGCCCAAGCAAUCCACACGCAACGUGUUUGCCAACAACUUGCUGCGGCUGGGCCAAGUGGAGGUGAUUGGAUUUGACUAUGAUUACACGCUGUGCCAUUACACGGAGGAACUUCAACGAUUGAUCUACAACAUGGCGCGUGAUGCGAUGGUGCACAAGCUACGGUACCCCCACGCCCUUCUUGGCGCGCUGGAGUACGAUCCUUCGUUUGCCAUCCGCGGCCUCGCCAUCGACACGGAGAAGGCGCUGCUGUGCAAAAUCAGCUCGCACCAAAAGCUGUCGUACACUGGCGUGUUCCGGGGGCGCCAACGCCUCUCCAGAGAAGAAAUCCUCCUCGCGUACAACGGCUCCCGGCACAUUCCCAUUUCAUACCGCGCAGAAUGCAUGAAGCCACUCAACGACUUGUUCUCAGUCGCCCAGGCGUGUCUGUUUGCCGACGUGAUUCAGUUCUUCACAGACCACGGCAUUGCAUACGAGCCACGCGCUGUCCAUGAGGACAUUGAGUCGUCUAUCGCAGAAGUGCACACGUCUGGAAAGAUGCACAAGGCGGUGGUGCAAGACCUGCCAUUAUACAUGGAGCCCAACACCAAGCUGCGGGAACUGCUCAGUCGCUUUCAGAAAGACGGAAAGAAAUUGUUUGUGUGCACCAACAGCUCAUAUCGCUACAUUGACGCUGGUCUUCGGUACAUGGUUGGCAACGACUGGCGACAGUUCUUCGAUAUUGUGCUUGUAAGCGCGAAGAAGCCCGACUUUUACACCCGAAGCCGCACGUUUCGGCUAUUUGACGUGGAAAAGCGACAAGUUCAAUGGCAAGCGGUGACGGACCUCCUUCCCCAUCACGUAUACACCCAAGGCAGUUUGCGACAACUGAUUGCGUUGAAAGGGUGGCGUGGUGGCAAAGUGUUGUACAUUGGGGAUAGUUUGUUUGCCGAUUUGGUCGAGCCGAAUCGCAUCUUGGGAUGGCGCACUGGGGCCAUCAUUCGAGAGCUGGAGGAUGAAAUUCAAAUCCAAAACUCUCCUGCGUACCAACGCCUUGCGUUUCAGCAUGCCUCGUUGGAAGUGUUGUUGCGCCAGCUGCAAGAAGCCGACGUCCACGACGACGAGGCGACGGACGACGGACGUCCCCACGAUGCCGCCGACGCCGUGUACCACCAUUACGUCAACUUGCACUCGGAAUUGCAGAUGGAAAUGGAGGCGCUGAUCAAUCCGAACUUUGGCUCGGUGUUUCGCGUCGAGUCGCACCCGUCGCAGUUUGCAUUUUCGGCCCAGCGGUACGUGGACAUUUACAGUUCGCGCCUCAAGAAUUUCUUGGAAUAUCCUAAGAAUUACACGUUUUACCCCGAGCGGAUGCGGCUUCCCCACGAGCCCACGCCACAGCCACCAAUGUAAGAGACGUUACAACUGCUCGUGGGAGCCAAGUUGCAGUAUUUAUAUUGUAACCGUGAACAAUUGACGCAAA